AGCUUCCCGCUUGAAAGUGGGGCGGAGCUACAGCGCGCCCAGCCCGUGACGUCAGCCUGUCGGCUUUGGCGGGACUUUUUGUUUCCAAUUCGCGCUCAUUUCAUUCCAGAAGAGACGAAGGAGUCGUGAGGGGAAAAUCCUGUGAAUCGGGGCGAAAAUAUGGCCGUCAGGAGCGCGUCAUGUUCGAUAAGAUCACGUCCCGGAUCCAGAAGCUGUGCUAUGGACUCAACGCAGACUUUGUGGAUCCGGCUCAGAUCACAAUGAAGGUGAUCCAGGGGCUGUACAGCGGAGUGACCACAGUAGAGCUGGAUACACUGGCAGCAGAGACCGCCGCCACCCUGACCACAAAGCACCCGGAUUAUGCCAUCCUGGCAGCGCGUAUCGCAGUCUCCAAUCUGCAUAAGGAAACCAAGAAAAUCUUCAGCGAUGUGAUGGAAGAUCUGCAUAACUAUGUGAACCCCUUGAAUGGCAAACACUCUCCUAUGGUUUCUAAAGAGACACUGGACAUUGUAUUGGCCAAUAAGGAUCGUCUCAACUCCGCCAUCAUUUAUGACAGAGACUUCUCCUAUAACUUCUUUGGAUUUAAGACACUGGAGCGCUCCUAUUUACUGAAGAUUAAUGGAAAAGUGGCUGAACGUCCCCAGCACAUGCUCAUGAGGGUUUCUGUAGGAAUUCAUAAAAAUGAUAUAGAUGCAGCAAUAGAGACAUACGACCUCCUGUCCGAAAGAUGGUUCACCCACGCGUCUCCCACUCUGUUCAAUGCUGGCACCAACAGGCCCCAACUCUCCAGCUGUUUCCUGCUCUGCAUGAAGGAUGACAGCAUUGAGGGAAUCUAUGACACUCUGAAGCAAUGUGCUCUGAUUUCUAAGUCUGCCGGAGGGAUUGGUUUGGCCGUCAGCUGUAUCCGAGCCACUGGAAGUUACAUUGCAGGGACGAAUGGCAAUUCCAAUGGCCUUGUUCCCAUGUUACGUGUUUACAAUAACACCGCUCGCUAUGUGGAUCAAGGAGGAAAUAAGAGGCCGGGUGCGUUUGCCAUCUACCUAGAGCCAUGGCACUUCGAUGUAUUUGAGUUCUUGGACCUGAAGAAGAAUACUGGAAAGGAGGAGCAGAGAGCGAGAGAUCUGUUCUUUGCUUUGUGGAUUCCAGAUCUCUUCAUGAAACGAGUGGAAUCUAAUGCGGAUUGGUCACUGAUGUGUCCCCAUGAGUGUCCAGGUCUGGAGGAAGUUUGGGGAGAGAAGUUUGAAGAGCUCUAUGAAAGGUACGAGAAAGAGGGUCGGGCCCGUAAAGUAGUGAAAUCCCAACAGCUGUGGUACGCCAUUAUGGAAUCUCAGACAGAGACUGGAACACCUUAUAUGCUCUACAAGGAUUCGUGUAACCGGAAGAGCAACCAGCAAAAUCUUGGUACCAUUAAAUGCAGUAACCUAUGUACAGAGAUUGUGGAAUACACCAGCGAGAAUGAGGUUGCUGUGUGUAACUUGGCGUCCCUCGCUCUGAACAUGUACGUGACCCCUAAGGGAACCUAUGAUUUUGACAAGCUGUCGAAAGUUACCCAAGUCAUAGUCAGGAACCUGAACAAGAUAAUUGAUAUCAACUUCUAUCCAAUCCCAGAGGCUGAAUACUCAAACAAGAGGCACCGGCCCAUUGGGAUCGGAGUGCAGGGCCUGGCGGAUGCGUUCAUCCUGAUGAGAUAUCCCUUUGAGAGCUCAGAAGCCCAGUUACUAAACAAACAGAUCUUUGAGACCAUUUACUAUGCAGCUCUGGAGGCCAGCUGUGAACUCGCCAAAGAGUGUGGCCCCUACGAAACAUACCAGGGGUCUCCAGUUAGUAAAGGGAUCUUACAGCAUGAUAUGUGGGAUGUGAGCCCUACAGACCUGUGGAACUGGCAGAAACUAAAAGAGAACAUCGCCAAGUACGGCGUUAGGAACAGCCUGCUCUUGGCUCCGAUGCCUACAGCUUCCACUGCGCAAAUUCUGGGAAACAAUGAGUCCAUCGAACCGUACACCAGCAACAUCUACACACGCAGAGUCUUAUCUGGGGAGUUCCAGAUUGUGAACCCGCACUUGCUGAAGGAUCUUACAGAAAGAGGUCUAUGGAAUGAAGAGAUGAAGAAUCAGAUCAUUUCUUGUAAUGGAUCUAUUCAGAGCAUCGCCGAGAUCCCUGAUGAUGUAAAAGCACUCUACAAAACAGUGUGGGAGAUUUCUCAGAAGACCAUCAUAAAGAUGGCGGCUGACAGAGGAGCCUUCAUCGAUCAGAGUCAGUCUUUGAACAUCCAUUUAGCAGAACCAAACUAUGGCAAGCUGACCAGCAUGCACUUCUAUGGCUGGAAGCAGGGACUGAAAACUGGCAUGUACUAUCUGCGCACGCGGCCGGCUGCCAACCCCAUCCAGUUCACACUAAACAAGGAAAAGCUUAAAGAAAAAGGAAGCGUCGCAAAGGAGGAAGAGAAAACAGAAGAGAAGGAGCGCAAUAAAGCCGCCAUGGUGUGUUCCCUAGAAAACCGUGAUGACUGUCUCAUGUGCGGUUCCUAGAGGAGAACGCGGAUCCUGCUCUUACAAUAAACAGACUUUAGGCUGCUUAUGACUGGACUGUCCAUGUAAAGCCUUAUCCCAUACGCACAUAGUCAGCAGGUCUAUCAGGUUGGGCCUUGUAGAUCAGUACCUGGAGGUCAAGAAAGGGGUCGUCACUCCGCUCUGUCAUUCUCAUGCACUAGAAACUAAUGAAUUGAUCUUUUUUUUUCUACAAAAGGUCUUCAGA
This is a messenger RNA of Hyla sarda, 2754 nucleotides long. RefSeq names its product ribonucleotide reductase catalytic subunit M1 (gene RRM1). Gene Ontology annotation, cellular component: ribonucleoside-diphosphate reductase complex. Gene Ontology annotation, molecular function: ATP binding; ribonucleoside-diphosphate reductase activity, thioredoxin disulfide as acceptor. The coding region runs from base 180 to 2528 and encodes 782 amino acids. Gene Ontology annotation, biological process: DNA replication; deoxyribonucleotide biosynthetic process. The record is from RefSeq and is a predicted model, not a curated record. The transcript has 19 exons. Lineage: Eukaryota; Metazoa; Chordata; Amphibia; Anura; Hylidae.